This is a messenger RNA of Sardina pilchardus (European sardine), 3894 nucleotides long. RefSeq names its product WD repeat domain phosphoinositide-interacting protein 1-like. The coding region runs from base 221 to 1606 and encodes 461 amino acids. Gene Ontology annotation, cellular component: extrinsic component of membrane; phagophore assembly site membrane; cytosol. Gene Ontology annotation, biological process: protein lipidation; autophagy of mitochondrion; nucleophagy. The record is from RefSeq and is a predicted model, not a curated record. NCBI's taxonomy places the organism in Eukaryota, Metazoa, Chordata, Actinopteri, Clupeiformes, Clupeidae. Gene Ontology annotation, molecular function: protein binding; phosphatidylinositol-3-phosphate binding; phosphatidylinositol-3,5-bisphosphate binding. The transcript is spliced from 13 exons.
UGCUUCGAUUAUAACAAUCAGUAUCCAUAAAUAUAUAUAUGUCUUGACAAAAUGUGCAAGCAACUCGAUGAGACAACUCGGUAGAGACAUUUAAUGGGACACAUUUCAAAACCUUACCAGCUUGGAAUGAUCUCGAACACACCAUCUCUCCUACGUGACGUACCAGGCACUCAGCUGGCCGUGUUUUGUUGACACUCUGGCCAUUGAUACGAACAGCAGGAUGAUCGAACCUGUCCCAGCUUGCCGUUCGGGGGACGAGGGUGGUGUAUCGGACUCGGAACAGGACUGUGGAGGGCUGCCCGAUGAACCCGCUGGAGGACAGGGAGUUGUGUGCGCCUCCUUCAAUCAGGACUCCACGUCUUUGGCUAUUGGCACCAAAGAUGGAUAUCGACUCUUCUCUUUGGCAUCUGUGGACAAACUGAAUUGCAUUCAUGAAGGUGCUGAGAGUCCAGACGUGUACAUCGUGGAGCGCCUCUUCUCCAGUAGUCUGGUGGUGGUGGUCAGCCGCUCCAUGCCGCGACGCAUGAACAUCUACCACUUCAAGAAGGGCACGGAGAUCUGCAACUACAGCUACUCCAGCGACAUCCUGGCCGUCAAACUCAACCGGCAGAGACUGGUGGUCUGCCUGGAGGAGUCCAUCUAUAUUCACAAUAUCAAGGACAUGAAGCUCCUGAAAUCUCUGCUCAACACACCAGCAAACCGCACCGGUCUAUGUGCACUGUCUGUAAACCAUUCCAAUUCUUACCUGGCCUACCCUGGGAGCACCAGUAUUGGGGAGAUUGUUGUGUAUGACACCAACAGCCUGAGCAACAUAAUCGAGAUCCCAGCUCACGACAGCCCACUGGCUGCUAUGUCUUUCAACAUCCAGGGCAAUAUGCUAGCCAGCGCUUCCGAGAAGGGCACAGUUAUCCGUGUCUUCAGUGUUCCUGAUGGUUUGAAGCUGUUUGAGUUUCGAAGGGGGAUGAAGAGGUAUGUGAGCAUCAGCUCCCUGUCCUUCAGUGCUGAUGGGCAGUUCCUGUGCGCGUCCAGCAACACAGAGACCGUGCACAUCUUUAAACUGGAGCACCAUAGCACCAGUGUGGACGAGGACUCGUCUACCUGGACUGCGUACGUGGGGAUGGUCUUUUCUGCCGCUAGUACCUACCUGCCCGCCCAGGUGUCCGACAUGAUGCAUCAGGACCGGGCUUUCGCCACCGUCCGUCUCAACAUGUUUGGCCUGAGGAACGUGUGCACCCUGGCCAUAAUCCAGAAGCUUCCUCGGCUGUUGGUGGCCUCCUCAGAUGGCUACCUCUACAUGUACAACGUUGACCCUCAGGAUGGCGGGGAGUGUGUACUGGUCAACAAACACAGGCUGUUCAGCGGCGAGGAGGAGCUACCGCCGCUGCUGGCGGACGAGCCCGCGGGCGGCGUCGGGGGUCAGACGUAUGCCGCCACGCUCGCCACCCCCGUCUGCGUGGAGCACACCGUCUCCGCCGGCCUCACAGGUUACUCGGAAGAUGGAGGAGCCAAAAAGGGUGAGGUCAUCCCCGAGCACGAGUUGGCUGCUGGGUCCAUCCGUCUGGAUGAUGAGCAGGAGUUCCCACCAGUCAGCUCCCUGAGCAACUAACCCACCCCCCGCCCCCCCAUUCAAUCAACCAAUCACAUCCUAGUCUCGGGUCAGGGAUGGUACCGAAGUUUUGUAGGCGUAUUUGUCUUGUCAAUGAGAAUGUUUGGUUCCCAUUGACAGACCACUACCAUGUAGCUAAACUCAUGCAGUAUUACCCGAAUGACCAUUACCAUGUGGUAGGACACAGAGUUACCUGUAGUCCAUAGAUAAAUAUAGCCAAAAUGUCUGCUAAACCUACAUCUAGCAUGGUGACAUUGACAAAGAAAUCCUUUGUAGUUUGAAAUUUCAGUUUUGGUAUGCACUAUUUAUGAUACAUUAUUUAUGACAAAACCAUUAUAGGGAAACUAUUGCCCUUUGAAAAGGGAUCCUCAAUGUUUUGGUUUUUCGUAAACAGUGGUUGGGUCAGGUUUGCAUGUCAGAAAUGCCUAAAGCUCAAUUGAUUCCUCAUUUUAGAGAGAGAGACCAAGAGCAUCCUUUUUCUUUUCUUACUGGUCUCCCAUAGUGAGCAUUGGUAGUGCGAUGUAAGGAGACAUGUUGAGUUAUCACUACUAAAAACAAAUUGCUGCCAAAUAGUAAGCCAUUUUUAAAGUGCUUACAUAUUCACAAAAGGGUGAAAAAAAAGCAAGCAUCCCCAGCCCCUAGUCAUUCAAUGCCUAACAGGGGAGCCACACCAGAUGUGUAACGGAAGCGUUCUGUUCGCGUUGCGUCUGCUGCAACUAUUAGCUUCCACUAUAAUCAAUGGAGGUAGCUACACCAGACAUUAUAGCGGCGUAGAAGUCUUUUGAAAGUCUUCUAAUAUGGAUUUCAAGCGUCAUGAACAGAAAGCUUUGGUUACGCGCCUGGUGUACAGUAGCUCCCCUGUUAGUCUGUAAGAGUAGUUUACUCCAGCUGGAAUCCAUAGGAUCACGCACAGACUUCAAGAGUGACUUUUGAAAUGUUGCAUUGAACAAUGCACUUGUUUUGGUCGGCCUUUGAUCAGGGAGACAGCUGAAGCUUCAGGCGUUGUACACUAAAUGUAAAGUAACAAAAAAAUCGUUCUCAAGUUCUGAGGCGAUUUUAGUAACAAUUCUACUACAACCAACGCAGCUUUCCAAACCUGUUACUGUUCAAGAAUUUAUGGAAAGCCUCUGCCAUAAUGAAUCUAAUUGAAGAAGCAGUUCAUUGAUAAUUCUCUGUCGCAAGGGAGUGAAGAAUAUUGAUGCUGGCUUGACUUUAGAUUUGAGUGUGUGUGUGAGAGUGUGUGUGUGUGGGUGUGUUUGUUGAUAAUGCAUGCUUCUUAGUCUAGACUUUUUUUUUGUUGGGAAAAUGAAGUUAAAUCUUGAAGAUCAACACUACAGCAACUGGACCAGUAUGUAGGAUAGGAGAGUAGGCAGUGCGAAUGACGUCAACCUCAACUUUAUCUCGGGAGAAUUACCAUGACAAGAAACACAUUGUAGUGAUGUACCUGUGAACAUUUACUCAUAUUUCAAAUCUGCUGUAGUUUCAAGUGAGCAAGACCAAAAGAAAGAAAGCACAUGUAGAUCCUGCUCAGUUUGUUCUACUGCAACAUCGAUUGCUGCACACAAGUAACACAAUGUGAAAAUCUUGUAUCUGAUAUAAUGUCCUAUAUAGGUAUUUUCAUACUAUAGGUCCUGGAUAUGUCUAAAUAUCUGUGGUACGUUUGUCUCCAUAUAGCAAGUUAGCAACCAUAGUAAUGUGGAACAUUAUACUUGGUCAGAGAAUUUGUGUACAUUUGUGUAUGUAGAUUCUGCCAUGUGCAGUGUCGUAUAGAUACCACUAGAGUUUGCUACAGCUUCAUUUACAAAUCUUCAGGCUCAUCCUGCUUUUCUAGAAAUAGUAAUACCAUAACAUAUGAGCAGCUAGUCCUCUGUUAACCUGCUUUUUGAGAACAUUUUGACCAGCUGUCUAACAUUUCAGCAAUACCAUGUGGGAAUAAUUAUGUAGGCAUAAGGAAACAGGUGAGGAUAUGAUAGACAUGAUGUCAUUUUGACACUCUGUGUGCAUUCACUGCAGAGUAUGUAACACUAAAAUCCUAUUGAAUUGGAGACAGCACCAGAAAGUGUUGGUGGUAUCCAAUACCAAUGUCAUAGUUCUUCGUAUGGAACGGAUAAUACCAAAUUGUACUUCAUCACUGAUGUUUUCCUCUUUCUAAGCAAUUUUUGUUCUCUUCAUGUUCAUUUUACUGCCCAUGUAUGAUAUGUUUUUGUAUGUGCCUAUUUGAAAUAUUUUGUGUUAGAAUGAGUAUGUUUACGGAAGGGUAGAACAGCAAAAGAAUAAACAUAAAUUUG